Helobdella robusta is the source of this 2342-nucleotide messenger RNA. RefSeq lists its product as hypothetical. The transcript has 14 exons. The record is from RefSeq and is a predicted model, not a curated record. Bases 327 to 2294 code for a protein of 655 amino acids. NCBI's taxonomy places the organism in Eukaryota, Metazoa, Annelida, Clitellata, Rhynchobdellida, Glossiphoniidae. Gene Ontology annotation, cellular component: Golgi apparatus.
UGUGAUGUGGCUGGUCAGAGAAGGCCAGCCAUCGUGUUUUUGUUUAUUUUUUGUCGAUGAUAAAAGUUUAAUUAAUUAUAAUUUUUUAUUCAAAUCAACAUGUCCCCUGCGUGAUUCGAUUCUGUUUUUUGUAUUUUAACGUUUGAGAGUUCAAUACAACUUGAGAUUUAUUUUUGUUAUUUUUAUGUUUAUAUUUAUUUCUUUUAAUUUAAUGAUUUUGUAAAAAAUUUUGUUAAAUUUUGCAUUCACACACAAUUCAAUAAUCAAAUCAAUUAAAAACGGUGAUUUAGUACCUUAGUUAUCAUUGCUAAUUAUUAUAAUAGAACAUGAAACGUAACGCUAUAACCAUAGCCAAAUAUCUUUUCUUUGCUGCUUUCUUGCUUACUCUUGGUCCUGUAGUUGUGAAAUUUUUUUUGGGGGAUGCUGAAAAUGGUUUCCAGAAGACCAGAUUGAAGUUCCACAAGGCCAAUUUAAAAGGGGCACUUCCAGUUGAUCCUGAUGACUUAAACAAAAUAUUUGAACCUAGAGAAUGGACAGUUCCAGUAGCAAUGAAGAGCGAAGAUCUCACUCCAAUAAAGAAACAUCUUCCGACUCCAGUACCAUUCCAAAAGAAGCCAGAAGAGCAUGAUGGCCACAGUGAUGAUUUAAAAGAUUGGCACAAUUAUGAAGCCAUUGAAGAAGAACUAAGAAGAACUGGUCCUGGAGAGCAGGGUGUUUCUGUGAUACUGGGACCUGAGGAUGAGGAGAAAAAGAAGGACUUGUAUUCAGUAAAUGGCUUCAAUGCACUGGCCAGUGACAAGAUCUCUUUGGAUCGAGCUAUCAAAGAUAUCAGGCAUCCUGAUUGCAGGAAAAAGAAAUACCGGCCAAAACUGUUGAAUGCAAGCAUUGUUGUGCCAUUCCACAAUGAGCACUGGUCGACUCUCCUGAGAACUGUAAAGAGUGUUCUCAACAGAUCUCCACCUGAACUCCUACAUGAAAUCAUCCUUGUUGAUGACUUCAGCUCUAAAGAACACUGCAAGAAGCAGUUGGAUGAUCAUCUGGCCCAGAAUUAUGGAGGCAAGGUGAAGGUUAUUCAUCAGACCCGUAGGGAGGGACUCAUUAGAACCAGGAUAACGGGAGCCAAAGCUGCAAUGGGACAAGUGCUGAUCUUCCUUGAUUCGCAUGUCGAAGCAAAUGUCAACUGGUUGCCGCCAUUGCUAGAUCCGAUAACAGAGAACUACAAGACAGUGGUGUGUCCAUUCAUUGAUGUCAUCGACUACGAAAAUUUUGCCUAUCGAGCACAGGACGAAGGAGCCAGAGGAGCUUUCGAUUGGGAGUUCUUCUACAAACGACUUCCACUUUUAAAAAAAGAUCUACAGAAUCCUUCCCAACCAUUUAAGAGUCCUGUAAUGGCCGGGGGGUUGUUUGCAAUUAGUACCAAGUGGUUCUGGGAGCUCGGUGGGUAUGAUCCUGGUCUUGAUAUUUGGGGAGGGGAACAGUAUGAACUCUCUUUCAAGAUCUGGCAGUGUGGUGGAACAAUGGUUGAUGCACCAUGCUCGAGAGUUGGACACAUCUACAGGAAGUUUGCGCCAUUUCCUAAUCCAGGGAUUGGUGAUUUCAUUGCCAGGAAUUACAAGCGUGUCGCGGAAGUAUGGAUGGACGAGUACAAGGAGUUCUUGUAUGCUCGCAGGCCUCACUACAGGACAGCUGACAUGGGAGAUGUUUCUCAGCAACUGGCUGUCAGGGAACGACUUCACUGCAAACCGUUCAGAUGGUUCAUGGCGAAGAUAGCAUUUGAUUUGCCACUGAAGUAUCCAAUGGUUGAACCUCCAAAUGUUGGCGAGGGAGAGCUACAAAAUGUGGAAGGCAAGUUGUGUGUUGAUCUGAAGUUUGCUUCGGAAAAUUCUCGUUUUCAACUCGAAACCUGCCGAUCAGCUGACCCUAAGAUAUCCGGGGAACAGCAACUGCAGCUAACAUGGCAUAGAGACAUUCGUCCGAGAGGAAGGUCUGUUUGCUUCGACGUCUCCAAGUCUGAUAACAAGUCACCUGUCAUUUUAUACACGUGUCACGGUAUGCAAGGGAAUCAAUGGUGGAAAUACAACGUGGACACCCAACAGCUUCUGCAUCCGGUUUCUAAUUUGUGCCUUGACUGUGACGCAGAGAGGAAGGAGAUUUUCAUGAAUCCCUGUGAUCCUGAGGUGAAGACGCAACGCUGGAAGUGGUCUGUUUUAAAUAAGGAGCAGGCCAGGAAGGAGUGGUACGCCAGCAAGUUCGAAGAUACUCUCACCGAACCUGCUGACGACGCUAAUUAUUAGCUUAUUUCUAUUUUUUAAUUUCUUUAUUAUUUUUUAUUGCUGUUAUAU